AUGGUGUACAAUUCGCUGGCUGAUAACCCUUGGAACCUCAAGGAAGCCAUUGACUGGUUGGUGGCCUUGAAAGGAACGGAUCCUUCGACAAACUUCAAGGCUAUGGGCGCGGCGCUUUACGAUUUCCUCGGACAACAGCCGAUUGUUACUAGAAGUGUGACAACCAUAGAAGAACUCAAACGCGUUUCUGACAGGUUCAUCGGGCAAAAGGAGCUUAAGCACCAUCGAUCCUCAAGCGUAAUGCUGGAGAGGUGCAAUGGCUCUGUCGAGAAAAACACCGGCGAGUUCGCUGACGCCAUGGGAUCCAAGCCCGAAAAGGUCGCAGACAACGUAGCUAACGUCGUCUAUGCUUGUGAGAAGUUUUUGUAUGCAUUAAGGCGUCCCGGGGAGUAUACGUCUGCUUACAGUUCAGAAGCAACGUGGGCUAGGUCCUGUUCGAACGAUCCGGAAGCUUGCGCGAAGAUCUUCGUGGGAAUCGCACCUAUGUUGUACACAGGCCUGCUCACUCUGAUGGAUGCAAGCAACGCCACGAACAGCGUAUGGUCAUGGCUUGAAGAGAGGCAGCGUGUGGUAGAUGUAUUGGCCGCCGGGGGUUACACAAAAUGGGACUGCCGCCAUGACAUGUCUUUCUUCGAUUUAUCCAAGGUGUUGAGCAGUAUUAAAAAAGAAACCUUCAUCAUGCUUUACAACAUCGCUGGAGUAUUGGCUUUCUAUUGA
This is a messenger RNA of Babesia bigemina, 717 nucleotides long. RefSeq lists its product as hypothetical. The transcript has a single exon. Bases 1 to 717 code for a protein of 238 amino acids. The record is from RefSeq and is a predicted model, not a curated record. NCBI's taxonomy places the organism in Eukaryota, Apicomplexa, Aconoidasida, Piroplasmida, Babesiidae.